Molecule: messenger RNA, 537 nt
Organism: Strongylus vulgaris
Lineage: Eukaryota; Metazoa; Nematoda; Chromadorea; Rhabditida; Strongylidae
Source: the annotation of a GenBank genome assembly
AAAUGGGGAGAUGAGAUAGAGUACACAGUGGUAAAGUUUGACCACGAGCAUAAGAAGGUUAGAGUCUCAUGUCGUGCAGAGGAGUUGCUUUCACGGCUACAGGCUCAAGAAGAGGUUGAUAAAGUCAAUGCUUUGGUCGGGACCGUAAAUCACUUUCUAUGGCGACCGGAAUUCGCUGCAUACAUGGUUGAGGGGACCCCAGGAGUACCGUACGGAGGUCUCUUGGCAUGUUUCAAUGUUGUCGAAGCCAAUAUGGUCGUUCGUCGCAAGGAAGUGCAGAAAAUGCUCAAAAAGGGAGAAACCGUUCUAUCAAUCUCCUUUCCCGCCUUGGGUUCACCCGAUUUCACAUCUCCAUCUAUGAAGCCAACUCCUCGUGAAGAAGGGCCUGGCCGCAGUAUUUUUUGGCCCGAGGAUGCGGUAUUUUGUGGGCAUCCUAGGUUCAAAAAUCUUGUGAAGAACAUCCGCGGUCGAAGAGGGGAGAAAAUUGCAAUCAACGUGCCAAUCUUUAGGGAUAAAAAUACUCCAAAUCCUUACAUA